AUGCAACAUCCCAUAGGCCUGACUUGGGGCAUACUCGCGACAGGCCGGAUCGCAGAGAGUGAGUGCUCUUCUUUUAGUCUCACCACACCCUUCAGCCCCCAUAAUCCAAACCCUAUCGGGCGUCGCAUCCUCCACCUCUCUAGCUACUGCUUGUGCCUUUUUGGUCAGAGUCAUGCUCCGGAAAGUGUGACCCCUUAUGAUUCUUAUUCGGCUCUUUUAUCCUCAUCGUGCGAAGCGAUCUACGUCGCAACGCCGCAUUCUCACCACUAUCAGAACGCAAUGAUGGCUCUAGAAGCCCGGAAGCAUAUUCUGAUUGAGAAGCCAAUCGCGGUCAAUCAAGAGCAAGCGAGAACUAUCUUCGAAACAGCAGCCAAAAAGCAAUUGUUCGUGAUGGAAAGGUUGUGGACAAGAUUUCAACCGGUCGGUAAUGCAUUCCGGCAAGUACUGGGAGAUGUUGGGCCCGUGAGAAGGAUAUGGGCGGACAAUGGCUUGGGAAUGGAUGUCGAGAGUCAGUUUCCGGAGAGCGAUAGAAUGGUGCUGUUGAAUCUGGCGGGGGGCAGCUUGCUUGAUUGGGGCAUUUACUCCCUUAACUGGGUCUUGCAAGCUCUGGGUCAACGGGGAGACUAUACAUCUUGCUCUGCGGCAUCAGUCAUGAUGAAGUAUGCGUGCACGGGGGUUGACGAGUCCAAAACGAUUCUACUAAAGUUCUUGUCCGAAGAAAAACAUGAGAUCCAAGCCAUCAUUGCCUCAUCUCUUCGCUGCGCCACCGACGCCGAUGGGAAUAUACCCUGUCUCCGCGUUCAGGGUGAUAAUGGCGAGACUCAAGUGUUUGGGUGGCCGUGGAGACCAUCAAAGCUACGCAUCAUAGCAAGGCAACAGGGAUUUGGAAACCAGGGGACGGUGGUAAAAGAAAUACUUAACAUCAUACCUAACUCGAUCUAUGGACUAGUUUAUGAGGCGGAUGAGAUGGCGAGAUGUAUCUAUAAGGGAAAAUUGGAGAGUGAGACUAUGAGCUGGAAGGAAUGCUUGGCCACGAUGGGUAUCAUGGACCAGGUCAGGAAAGAGAAUGGGCUGUGGUUCGGAGAUGAGGCAGAGAGUGUGACCUAUCCCUUGGUCUAA
Molecule: messenger RNA, 1119 nt
Organism: Aspergillus homomorphus CBS 101889
Lineage: Eukaryota; Fungi; Ascomycota; Eurotiomycetes; Eurotiales; Aspergillaceae
Product: Gfo/Idh/MocA family protein
Exons: 3
Coding region: 1-1119 (372 amino acids)
Molecular function (GO): nucleotide binding
Source: RefSeq, a predicted model, not a curated record